Molecule: messenger RNA, 4983 nt
Organism: Lytechinus pictus (painted urchin)
Lineage: Eukaryota; Metazoa; Echinodermata; Echinoidea; Temnopleuroida; Toxopneustidae
Product: serine/threonine-protein phosphatase with EF-hands 2-like
Exons: 11
Coding region: 2599-4257 (552 amino acids)
Biological process (GO): detection of stimulus involved in sensory perception
Molecular function (GO): calcium ion binding; manganese ion binding; iron ion binding
Source: RefSeq, a predicted model, not a curated record
GUUCAUAUCAUGUAUGUAGUUCACUCUAUGAAUACUAUUUUGCUGAGAAAUGUGUGCUUAUGAUGGGUUAUUUGAUGUUUUUAUGGGUCAUUUUGAUGAUGUUUUUUUUAAUGACUGGCGAGAUUGCCCGGGUUUGCUAUACAGUGCGUAUCAAAAAAAAGUUUACACUUUGAAAAAAUCCUGUAAAAUGAAACAUUUGUAAUAUCCUGAAGAUUUUUCCACAUUUUAACAUUGGUACAGAUCUAUUUAAAUUUAAGCAAAUGACGAUAUAACUGUCGAAAAAUAUAUAUAUGUGAGCACCACUUUUAAAAAGUUAGUGAAAAAUGAUAUGAAAUGGUUAAAUGCGAAUAAAAGUAGAUAAUCAUGAAGAACACGUUGAAUUUAGCUAGUAAAAUUGAUUUGAAGAUAUCUUUUACCUUUUUAAAUUUUUUUCCUUGCCCAAAACACUUCGAAGAGUGCAUUGGGCCCCACCACACUCCCCCACACACCGAGGCAAUCGUGACGAUAUUUGCUUUACACUGAGCUGUGAUUUACAUAAAAUGGCUUAGGCUUGAUUUUCAUUUUGUUAAUCAUUGUCAAGCUUGGAAAAGGGGUGGAUAAACAAGUAUUAAAUAAAAAAUGAAAUGUAAACCCACUUUAAAUGAUAAAAACUUAGUGAAGAAAUGCUGGAGAUGUCUGAUAUAAACUUUUGUUCAGAUUUAGUUAUGUCCUCAGAUCCAGCUGGCACAAAAAGGGUAAAUGUUGUGCUUACUAAGUGUUGAAAUUUCAAUUUGGGUGGCAAAAUUGUUACCAAAUGCUUGAAUGUAUCUAUUUUAUUUCAAUUGACUAAAAGUGCAAACAAAAUGUAUGAGAAAUGUUUCGCAGGGUAAAUUUGAUUUCGCCCUUUUUCCUUGACACAGCGUGAAAACAAGCAUUUCUGCGCAAACAGAUUUCUGCGAGCUUUACAAAAAUGGACAGUGCUCACUCAAGUGUAACAUUCUGUCAAAAGUUUUACUUGCAUUGGAUAGAUGAGACCCAAACCUAAGAUUAUAUGUGAAUAAAUUACCCACUUACUAAAUAGGUUCAUUAUUGCGGAUUGAAAAAAUCGCUAGAGGGUAUUCAUUUGUCUCGCAAUCUACUAUGGUCAACAAGGAAAUUCGUGAUCACUCUCGCAAAAAGUGUUCACUGGCUUUCUAGGAAAUUCGUGAUCACUCUCGCAAAAAGUGUUCACUAGCUUACAAGUUCACGAGCUUUCGAGUGCCGCUGCAACUCUUUAUCAAGUGACGGAAAUUAUCUGAUAACGUACUCUAUUUAUACUAAUCUCCAGGACCGUACGCACGAACGCGAGAACAAUAGGUGGGCAUUGAUCCGUUGCGUCGGUGUGCGGUGCGGCCGGUAAUCCGUAUAUGCAAAUAUGCCGGGGGUAUAUGCAAAUACGCCGUGGGUCGGCAAUAUGCAAAUUAGACCAAAAUUGGCGGGCUCGCUAGUUUCCCGUGGGCGGGGGUUGACUAGCUGAUCGGUCCCGCGUUCGGGGCCGGGAACGAUCGGGUCGGCGUGCACUGCCAGGUAAGGGGGUAUUGUGCUGUCGGAUGGUUCGCAUCCAGAAGUCGGGGAUGUCGAUCCCGCUGUCUCUGUUGAAGUUGUUAGGACAAAGACGUAUACUAAUAGCCUCCUUAAUCCUGCGUGUAUACCAAUGUCUCUCUUUGGCAAUGCAAUGUACACCCUCCCAAUCUGGGUGGUGUUGCUUCUCCCAAGCAUGUUCUGCCACCGCGGAUGUGUCGGUUCGCUGUAACCGAACAUCGCGCUUGUGUUCAGAAAUGCGUUCAACUAUCGGUCGGGCUGUUUCUCCGAUGUAAGACCCGUCACAUCCCUGGCAAGGAAUGUUGUAUACUACGCCAUCACGUCUGUGAUCAGGGAUAGGGUCUUUGGGGUGUACAAGCUGUUUGUGUAAGGUGGUGUCCGAGCGGAAAACCGUUCGGAUACCGUGACCUUCUAAUCGGCGUUUAAGUUGUUGUGAAAGGCCAUCUAUGUAUGGCAAGACUGUGCAAGUCUUGAAAACCUUCUGAUCCCUUGGUGGUUGUUUUUUCUUCAAAGUGUCACAGGGAUGUGAGGAUUAUAUUUAAGUCACUGGACAAGGGUUGAUUUUGUUUUGCUUUGUUGAUUAUAUAAAAUGUGUAAUUAUUCUCUUACAUGUAACCCCCCCCCCCCCUUUAAAAUUCUUUACAUAAAUCACCCAUUAUUUGUUGACAAUGAUUCUACGGUUAUAAAGGUAAAUUUUAUUUUUGGCUAGAGGUUGUGUGUCAGCAAUAUCAGCAAUGUAGAGGUACUACCCAACAUUUUUUGUCCAUAAGAUCUUAAGUAAACACAGGCCGAAAACUAUUACACAUAUAACAAUUUAACACCCAACAUUAUUAAAAACUUUUACGAAAAAAUGCAGUAAAAAGAGAUUACAUGGAAAACCAUAUUAUUUUCCAGAAGAAAUGCAUGUCUAUAGGAUAUGUAUGUGCUACGUAAAACAAUGUUUAAUGUAUAUUAGUUGAAUAUGAAAGCAUUUCUUUAUCUCAUUUAUGACAUUAAUCAGGUAAGAGUAAAGACAGUAAUGAUGAUAUCUACCAAGAUAUGGAAGUAGAGGAUUCCUACGAUGGACCGCAUCUCAAAUUCCCUCUCUCUUUGGAUCAGGUAGAGAAGAUGAUGGAGGCUUUCAAGGAACAGAAACUACUCCAUGCUAAGUAUGUUUUAAUGGUGCUUAGGGAGACAGAGAAAGUCAUGAAAACAAAGAAGAAUAUCAACAGAGCUACCACAGCUAUUGCCAAACAGAUUACAGUUUGUGGUGAUUUACAUGGUGCUAUUGAGGAUUUAUAUCUGGUGUUUUACAAGAAUGGUUUACCAUCUGCUGAGAACCCUUAUAUCUUCAAUGGAGACUACGUGGAUAGAGGAAUGCAUUCAGUAGAGAUAGCUCUUAUUCUCUUCUCAUUCUUCCUCCUUUUUCCUAAUGAGGUCUACCUUAAUAGAGGCAAUCAUGAGGACUACAUUCUUAAUCUCAGAUAUGGUUUCUUAAAGGAAGUGCAAUCUAAAUAUGGUGCCAAGAGAUCACAUGCACAGAAGAUAAUUGGUCAGUUUCAGGAUUUGUUUGCUUGGUUACCGUUAGCAACAUUGAUUGAUAGCAAGAUUCUGAUAUGUCAUGGAGGUAUCUCAGAUAAGACUGAUCUCACAUUUCUGGAUAAUAUGCCAAGACACAAGUAUCUGUCUGUAUUGAAACCACCACUGAAAGAAGGAGCAGAUGAAUUGACAGGAGAAGAAGAAGAUUUGAGUGCUAAGAUUGAUCUAUCAGAGUGGAGACAGAUACUAGACAUACUCUGGAGUGAUCCAAGGAGUCAAGAUGGAUGCCAACCAAACACAUUCCGAGGAGGAGGGAGCUACUUUGGUCCCGAUGUAACCAAAAAGGUGUUAGCUAAACAUGGAAUUGAUCUGCUCAUUAGAUCACAUGAAUGCAAACCAGAGGGAUAUGAAUACACACAUGGAGAAAAGGUCUUGACGGUAUUUUCAGCCUCUAAUUACUAUGAAGAAGGGAGUAAUCGAGGAGCCUAUAUCAAGUUUGGUACAGAUCUCAAGCCUCGAUGUGUUCAGUAUCAGACCUCGGUUAAUAACACCAAGAAGAUGACCAUGAGACAAAGAGUAAGCAUCGUAGAAGAGUCCGCCUUAAGAGACUUAAGAGAGAAGAUUGGAGCAAAUACCACAUAUCUUAGACAAGCCUUCCAGAAACAUGAUCCGAACAACACAGGUUACAUCACAUCUACUCAAUGGGCCAGGACUAUGGAAGAGAUCCUCGAUCUGUCAAUCCCAUGGAGAACUUUGAAAGCCAGGAUGUGCAGGACUAACGAUGCUGGAUUGAUUGAAUAUGAGUCUUGCCUUGAGAUGGAGCUGACUUACAGCGGUGGUAAAGGUGGUCCUAGUGUGACAGAAACGCUUUACAGGAACAAGAAUGCUUUAGAGACAAUCUUUAGAGUCAUGGACAAAGACCAUUCAGGUUGUAUCAGCAUGGAUGAAUUCCAGGAUGCUUGUCAACUUCUUAGUAAACACAUUGGUAGUAACAUUCCUCCUGAGACUGUGAAGGAUAUGGCACAAUCAAUUGAUAUCAACAAGGAUGGUAACAUUGAUUUUAAUGAGUUCCUUGAGGCAUUCCGUCUUGUUGAUACUCAGGGUAUCAAGUUGGAUGGACAAACAUCAACACAGAACUCACCGGCUCAUGUACCUAAUGGAGAAAACAAUCAACUUUAGUAGGACUUUGUGUUUACAACCAAUAAUGCUUAUUAGCAUGGCUCUCAGCAAGCUUGUAUAGCUCAUGGAGAGAAUGAUAAAUUUAAGAACCAUCUCAGCUUAGAAUCAUUCACUUGCUCAUGGAGCUGUUGGAACAUCUAAUCAAUUGAGACUAGAGGAAAUAUCUCCAUGAUCAAUCGUAAGAUUCCUGGAUAACAUAGAUGAAUGCUCACGUUCACACUGAAGUAAAGGAAUGCUCCAUUAUGAAGUGUACAAAUAUUGGAGAUAAAUUUAGACUGGAAUGGUAUCAGCGUCAGCACCUUUUAAAACCUGAAAAUGUAUAUAGACAAAUAAUAACUGUAUAGCUUCAUUGUGAUAUGAAUUCAAAUAAUGAAUUUGAAUCUUUUAUGCAUGGAUUGUCAGCUUGGAAAUCUGACUAUGCCUAUGCAGUAGAUUUUACAUGUCAUACAUUAUUCUUCACUUGUAUCUUUUGAUGGUCAAUGAAUCCUCAACAGCUCUGAAAUUCCUUUGAGUAAUUGCAUUUUCUAUUUUGUGUUUGGGCUGUGUGCAUAAUUAUGUAUAAAUAUUGUAAAGAUAUUUGUGUAUUGGAUAAAUGUGAGGAUAAAAGAUCUUUAAAUUACUACUAAACAAUGCCCUGCUUAUUCAACACAGGGAAUUUUGAGAUGUUUGUGUUUUAGUGAUCAGUGUGAUCUUGACUCCAUUAAGUUUGCUAUUCGAUGCUUUAAA